Lymnaea stagnalis (great pond snail) is the source of this 795-nucleotide messenger RNA. NCBI's taxonomy places the organism in Eukaryota, Metazoa, Mollusca, Gastropoda, Lymnaeidae. The record is from the annotation of a GenBank genome assembly.
AGUUUCCCCACGUUGAAGUUGUGAGGAAGAAAAGUGAGAGGGAGAAACUAGAGGGAUUCAGCUGCAGGGAGUGUUAUGAGGUAAAAGUGGUCCACAACUUGCUGAUGAUGGGCAGAGUGCAGCAAUGGUUUGUGAAAGAGGGUAGUACAAUGACUGGCUAUUGGUAUGAUGGGGAUAGAACAGGAAUGGUUUAUAGUUGAUGCAGAAAUCCGUUUCCAUUUUUAUACCUUAUCUUACAGCAUGGAUGAUACAUUUCCUUUCACAGACAGGGGCAUUGAUGUGAAUCUAAUAAAAAAUUAUAGAAAGCUUGGGAUGUAGAAGAAGGCUCUUCGUCCUUGUCAGAUAUUAAUUUUUCUCUUUUCAAUCUUAAACAUUUUUGUGACUUAAAUUUACAAAAAUAAAUAUUUCAAAAUCCCUCUUAAAAGAAAGAAAAAAACUCAGCAUCCAUUGAUGGAGUACCGGUAUGCCAAAAACACUACCAUGUUUGGCACCUGGUUAUGUAGCAUGUUUAAUCCAUUUUUGGUUCACAGUGUUAUUUUUAAUUUGCUCAGACUGAAUACUCUUAUUAAUUUCUUGAACCUGCUAAAUAACUGUCUUGGUGCACAACACAGUCCAUUCCAUUUGUAUCAAUAACUAUUUCUUAUUCUUGACAUUUCAGUAUUACAAAACAUCUGGCCUGUCUGAAGAGGAGAUGAAGCAGAGGAUGAACCAAUGUUCCAGGCACAGACAUAAAUUUGUGGCGCCUGCCACCCCAGAGCAUUUCUGGUCUCUAGGUUUCCCUGACACAGCCGAAAU